Messenger RNA from Daldinia vernicosa, 1067 nucleotides. Its product is annotated as xylose isomerase-like protein. The transcript has 3 exons. Bases 1 to 1008 code for a protein of 335 amino acids. The record is from RefSeq and is a predicted model, not a curated record. Lineage: Eukaryota; Fungi; Ascomycota; Sordariomycetes; Xylariales; Hypoxylaceae.
AUGGAUCCCUCUCCAGCAGAGUAUCUCUCCCCGGCAAUCGUAUCUACCUCUCUCGGAGCUCCCGAUAUGUAUAGCAUAAGAGAAAAACUCGAACAGGCUGCCGAAAACUAUUUCGCGGGCGUCGAAAUAUCCUUCGAUGAGGUUGAUUACCCCUCCGAAAAAGAUUUAUUCGCUGCGGCAGAGCGCAUUGCGAGCCUAUGCCGAUCCCUUGGCCUUGAAAUCGUAGCCUUUGGGCCGUUUCAACGCUACGAAGGAUUACGGGAUCGAGUGCGGCACAAUGCCAUGAUAGAUAUACUCCAAACCCAGUUUUCGAUUGCGAUGGCGCUUGGCGCCCGCAUGAUUAUAAUCACAGCUAACCAUCUCCCACAACACGAGCUGUCGGAAGAAUUUAUUCUCGAAGACCUCAAACUGAUUUCACAAUGGGGAGUGGAUAUGGGUAUCAGCAUUGCGUACUCUUUUACGUGCUACAGUACCAUUAUCAACAGAUGGUGGAAAGCGUGGGAAGUUGUCAAGUUGAUCGACAGCCCCAACUUCGGUCUUUGUCUGGAUACCUUCCAAAUAGCUGGUGGUUUAGGUGACGAUACGUCAGCCUUGUCUUACAACGGAACGGAAGAGAGCAUUAGGCGCACGAAUAGCCUCAAUCGUAUGAUUGAAGUAGUACCGCCAAACAGGAUAUUCCAUCUCCAAGUUUCCAGUGCCGUCCCCUUCGUCGAUGCGUCAAGCCCGAGUCAUCCUUGGUACACGCCUCGUGAGACUCCCCUCAUGAGCUGGUCACGACACGGCAAAGGUUUCCUGUUCGAGAAUCCCUUAGGCGGUGAUUAUUCGAUGGAGGACUUGGCAAAAUAUAUCGUUCUUGGCUCGAGGUACAAAGGUUAUAUUUCGAUGGAAGCAUCCAUCCCGGCUUACGAGAAGGGACUAGACGUACCAAAUUAUUAUGCCUCUCGUGCAAGGGCGGCUUGGGCGAGGUUUCUGGGCAUGCUCGAGUUAACUGAAAAGCCAAACACAUAGUUGCCGUAUCUUAACCAUGUAUGCGACGAGCAUGUUUAUAGCGAUAACCUCUAACAACC